Messenger RNA from Sclerotinia borealis F-4128, 582 nucleotides. Lineage: Eukaryota; Fungi; Ascomycota; Leotiomycetes; Helotiales; Sclerotiniaceae. The record is from the annotation of a GenBank genome assembly.
AUGUCUGCCGAUACAGCAACUCAACCCAUCAAUACGACAACUGUUGCUCAAGAUGCUGAUCCUUUACCUUUAACCAAGGUUGAUUCUGCGGUUCAAGGAUUAUCGAGUAGUCCUACUGAGGAGAAGACAAGCAAGCAUCGGAGAACCAGUUCCAGUGCUCCUGGUGUAUGGAAUAUUAAUGACUUAGAGAAAGAUGGAAAGGAACUAGAGAUUGCAAAAGAAACUCAAAAGCUGAACUGGCGUAUAAACAAAUCACCAAUGACUCUUGAUGACCCGGAAAAGGGCUUCCUCAAGAAACCUCUCACUACACCACCAGUCAAGAAGAUUGACUUACAUUUUCCUCUGGGAUUGGAGGUCACAGCAAGAAAUAUGAAGGGUGUUACUAUCAAGGAUGCAUUAGAUGCUAUCUAUAAGCAAUACCGAAAGAAGGCCGAUGAUGAACUCGGAGAACCCGUCCUCGCCGGCUUCGAAUGGGAUAAAGAUGAAUCAUGGACUCGUCUCAUUGUACACUGCAAGAAAGAAGGAGCACCACAACCCAAGAAGAAGAGCAAGAAGGCUGGUAAAGAAGGAGAAGAAUUGUAG